GUGGACUCGUUGCAGCUCCAUGCGCCCUUCGACCACAAGGAGCGGCAUCUUGCAGAGACCAGGUCAAAGUGCCUGGAGACCGGCCGACGAGAGGAGCAGCUGGCGAAGAGACUCCGGCAGUUCUUAAAUGUUCUCGUCGGGAUCAGCGUGGGCAUUGCGGCCGUGCUUGUGAGAUACGGCUGCGAACUUCUGGGCGGUCGGCGGCGGGAGGCUUUCCUCCAUCUCUUGGAAGGCAAGCGGUCCUGGGACUGGGAGUUCGCUGGAGCCGUGUCGGUGGCAAUGGGUACGACUGCAGGCUUCGCUUUGCUGGCGACAGUCUGCGUCCUGCUGGUGCCACAAAGUUCCGGCUCCGGGAUUCCAGGAGUCUUGGCCUUCUUGAAUGGCGUUGACCUGCAAAGCUCCCUGCGUGGCCCGGUCCUCGUGGCCAAAGCGCUGGGCACCGUCCUUUCCGUAGGUGGUGGGCUGGCAGUAGGGCCAGAGGGUCCGAUGGUUCACAUAGGUGCCAUUGUGGGCAUGCUGGUUUGUCGACGUAUGGUCGCACCCGCACUGCGCCGUUUCGGGCCGCUGUCCCGCCGCGUGGAGGAUGAACUCUCAAGACAACCCUUGCGCUACCAUGUACAGGCGGCCGUCAUGGGUGCCGGAGCGGGAAUCGCUGCGGCCUUCAACGCGCCGUUGGCAGGAACUGUUUUUGUCGUGGAGGAGGCAGCUUCCUUCUUUUCUAAGCGCUUGUUGCUCCACUCCUUCAUCUGCUGCGCAUUUGCGGUUUUGACGUCGAACGGGCUGUCCGAUUUGAUGGGCUUGCCCGGCGAGUCUAUAUACGAGCGGACUGCAGCCUGUCUACGAAAGUCGUCAUGGCAAUCCUGGGUCCGCUACAGCUGGAUGCCAGUCCACGUCGCCGUGGUUGGCGUGCUUUGUGGAUUGCUGGCGAUUCUCUUCAAUCGACUGGUCGUCAAGCUCAGCGUCCACUUCAUGCUUGAGGCACAGCGUUUGGGCCGUGGCCGGGCGCUGUUCCUGCGCCGGUUCCUCUUCUCCCUCGUUGUUGGAGCGUGCUGUGGGGCCUUCGCGAUCUGCUUACCGCACUCGCAACCUUGCACCGAGUCCAGCCUUCAGAAUGCUUUCCACGGCAGCAGCGGCUGCAUUUUGGAGGACUGGCUCCACCAGUUGGUUACUGGCUCCCGCACCGUGAAUUCCAGCAGCAUCAACCCAGAGGUGCGCGACGACAACCCGUUGAACCGCACCAUGAGUUAUGUGCCACAUCCAGGUCUCUUCGGCAUCCAAUAUGAUCCGCUGAAUUGUCCCGAUGCGAUUUGGCUGAAUCCGAACUGCAGUGUGAAGGGCAUUGAGCAGAUGGUUCACACAAGGCGGCCGAACGAAUACUGUUGCGGAUUUCGAACAGAAGUGGAGCUUCGAGCAGGAAAGUUUUUCAACUCUACUCGGCCAUGGGCUCCCUUGGAUAUGGGGCAGAACUGGCCUGCGGGCUCCUGUGACAGUUUGAAUUGGAACGAAGAGAACAAGAUCUUCAUGAACUACUACAGCCCUGGGGCGGCUCUGACGCUGGUGGCCCCGACGCAUGUGGUAAGAAAUCUAUUGGUGCGUGGUGCGCCCAUGGUGCUGCCCCUGUCCACCGUGCUGUUGUUCUUGGUUUUUUUCUUCGUCCUGGCAGCCUGCAGCGCCACCGCCUGGAUGCCCGGAGGUCUUCUCGUUCCGAUGAUGUGCAUCGGGGCGGCGGCGGGUCGACUCUACGGCAUGUGCUGGCACUGGAUGCUCGGAUUGACUACUGGAGCCGGAGUUUGGCCGCCUCCUGCCAUCCCGUGGAUCCCCGAGAUUCAGCAGCUCCUGGACUUUUGGCAUCCCAAGUCCGCAACCGUGGAUGUGGAGCCGGGCAUCCUGGCCUUCGCAGGUUGCGCAGCUUUCCUGAGCGGGAGUGGCUCCCUCGUGAUGUUUGUCCUGGUGCUGCUGCUGGAGGUGUCCCUAGAGCCCUUCAUGAUCCCGGUGAUCUUGAUCUCGGUCUUGGCAGCGCGAAGCACCACAUCGCUUCUGAAGUCACAUGGUCUCUACCACGAGCUCAUGAACGUCCAGUCCUUGCCUUUCCUUGCGGAAGCAGCCCACUGGCGACAAGGCCACUACACAGUGGAAGCCUUGCUUUGGGAAGAAGCGCGCACACAGCGGCAGGUUGCAAAUGCGCCAAGUGCCGGCGGCAGUGAACAGCUCCGGACCUUCACUCGUGAUGCCGACGACAAUCCGGAAGUGCGCGAGUUCCCGGAGAUCAUCUCAAUUUCGAGGACAGCCACAGAGAACGAGAUCACCGAAGUGGUUCAGCGACGCCUGCCUGGAGACGAGACAACUCUGGUGAACGGCUUUCCAGUGACCGGACCUGCUGGGCAGCUUUGCGGCCUCGUCACGCGAGAGGCGCUGAUGGGCCUGCUUGCGCAGAACCACCACAGCGCUUCGACAGAGAGCUCACAACGACCACGGUCAGGCAGCAGCAUCCGGGACUCUGCACUGCCCUUGGCGCUGCCUCCAGCUAACAUGGUCUUAGGCGUCGAGGAUGUUAUGGACUCCGCACCGUUUGUGCUUCAGGCAUCCACACCGAUCGUUCACGCGCACAUGCUGUUUGCGCGAUGUGGCCUCCGUCAUGUUGUGGUCGUCGAUAGCGGACACAGACCAAUUGGUGUCCUGACCCGCAAGAGCCUGAUGCCUUGGCGGACACCUUGGUUGGACGAGUCGAACUUGCACCACGACACCUUUCUCGAGCAAAGAGCUGCGCACUCGCCGACAGCUUCCGCCAUAGCCUCGCGCAACAAUUCGCCGCCCAACACCCCGCCGCUGAGUCGGCAAGGCUCCUGGCGCUUGUCCGGUGGACACGCUGGCAGCAACCCAACAAGGCUGGAACACCACCAAAGGAUCCGGGAUGAGAGUGCUCUCAGCCCCUUGGUGGAAUCGCUGCGCCUCACCAGCCUGGACGCUACACCAACGACAGGAGCUGAACCCGGCGAGGGCGAGGAGGGUGCCCACGAGUUCACAAUGGAGGGAGCCUGA
This is a messenger RNA of Symbiodinium sp. CCMP2456, 3039 nucleotides long. Lineage: Eukaryota; Dinophyceae; Suessiales; Symbiodiniaceae. The record is from the annotation of a GenBank genome assembly.